CUGAAGGCCACAGUUCCAAACAUAGCGACACCUCCUCCUAUUGUCGAGCUCAUGUCCCAUCACACUUGCAGCGGCAAGACACAAUUGCUGUAUCACCUCACUGCACUCGCGGUAUUACCGAGAACCCUGGGAGGGCGACAAGCUGCGGUAAUUUAUUUCGAUCUGGACAAGCACUUCUCUGUAACUCGACUCGCUCAACAGAUUAAACGACUAUUACUUGCGCAAUCGCUCGCUCCAAAUCAGAAGCUCUCCAACGACAAUGUGAACGAGAUAGUGUCAGAGUGUCUUCUACACGUCCAGAUCUACCAUUCCUACUCCCUCUCCAAGACCGUCAGCACGCUCAACAACCUGCAAUCUUACCUAUUCGACUCCUCAAAACACCACUCCUUCGAUCGCACCAUAGCUUUCAUCGCAGUCGACUCUGCCUCUGCACUCUACUGGCAGACUCGCUUCGAAACAGAAGAAGCCGCACUUCUGAGCUCGACUUCGAACAAGUCCUACACAGAACCUCCACGCCAGCCCAUAGGCUACACACAUCUCGCUGCCGCACUUCAGUCCGCCUCUCGCACAUUCUCAGCGCCAAUCAUCUAUACAGUCCGGGACUACAACCCACCAGCAAAAGCUUCCUCUCAUAACUCCAACCAUCACCAAUACCAGCUCACAAACUCGGCUUUCGGUUCAAGUCUUCUUGAUGACGCAUAUGCACUUCGACCUUCCCUACCCGCGCCUUUCAAUUCUGUGAGUUUUGCGACGCUGCGGCUGAUCAUGAGGCGCGGGAUUGUUAGGAAACUGCCGAUCGAGGUUACAGUGGAAGAUGCUUUGCAGGAGGAGUCCAACAGGAGGAAGGUCACGGACCAGGGAAAGUUCGAGUGCUUCGUGAAUGAAUGGGGAGUGGAUGACAAGGUGAUGGACAGGUUGCGGGCGAAGGGCGCUUUGUUUGAGGUGUUCAUUACUGGCGAGGGUAUAAAAGUCGGUGAUGGGCCAGAAUGA
This is a messenger RNA of Cercospora beticola, 990 nucleotides long. RefSeq lists its product as uncharacterized. The record is from RefSeq and is a predicted model, not a curated record. Gene Ontology annotation, cellular component: centrosome; Rad51B-Rad51C-Rad51D-XRCC2 complex; replication fork. NCBI's taxonomy places the organism in Eukaryota, Fungi, Ascomycota, Dothideomycetes, Mycosphaerellales, Mycosphaerellaceae. Gene Ontology annotation, molecular function: four-way junction DNA binding. Gene Ontology annotation, biological process: double-strand break repair via homologous recombination; DNA strand invasion.